This is a messenger RNA of Miscanthus lutarioriparius, 204 nucleotides long. The record is from the annotation of a GenBank genome assembly. NCBI's taxonomy places the organism in Eukaryota, Viridiplantae, Streptophyta, Magnoliopsida, Poales, Poaceae.
AUGGUGCAGGCCGUCCUCUCCAACGACCCCACUGUGCAGCUUGAGGCAACCAUGCACUUCAGGAAGCUGGUCUCCAUAGCUUUGCCUCUCUUUGUCAAGCUCUUCAACUCUCACACCGAGGAUGUUCAUAAACAGGCAUGCAAUGAAUUACAUGAGUUACUCUCUUCUAUAUGCGACUUACGUAGAGUGAUGCUUAGGCUGUAA